UAUCCUUCUUCCUCUUCUUUUCUUUGCUCCUCUUCUCCUCUUAGUCUUCAGUUUCUCCUCUAUCUCCUCCUUCCUCCUCCUCAUUCUUGUCUUGGUCUUGUCUUCAUCUUCAUCCUUAUUCUCGUUCUGAUUUUCGCCUCCCUCCUCCUCCUCCUCCUCCUCCUCCUUCUCCUCCUCAUCUUCGUCUCCCCUCAAGGAUCCUCAGCCAUGGAGUCCUUCGGCGGGUUCCAGGACGCCGUCAAGCGGGUCAUCCACACUCAGCACACUUUCCCUUCCUGCGCCAAGAACAACAGGGCACAGACGGUUCGGGAUGAGGCACAGGGCAGGCCGGUGUUCGUGCCCUCCGCCCCGCCCAAGACAAUGCGGCACAGCUUCCAGAAGGCGGUCAAGAAGGUGGUGACCACGCAGAACAUCACCGAGGCGGACAUGCUGGCCGCCAAGAAGCGCGUGCUGUACCCCACCAAGCCUAAGAGCUCCGUCCAGAAGGUGCCCAUCCUUGGAGGUCAGCCCAUCACCCUGGAGACUGCCCUGGCCCUUCGUAAGCAGCUGUUUGGGGCCUCCGAGCUGCUGGUCCCUGCCUUGAGCGAGUGGUUGGGUCAGUCCUUCUGCUUCAAUGACCCCGACACCCCCAUGGCCUACAGUCUCAAGAUGCAGAAGGCGAGCAUCAAGGGUCUGGCCAUGUGUGUGCAGGGAUAUAUACUCAAGCAUCUUCUCUUCUCGCGACGCGGCCCACGAGUCAACGGCGAUCCGACACAGUUGCUCCGGGCCACCACCAAGCAGCAGGAGGAGGCGCUGGUGGGUUCUCUAAGCGACAUCCUUUGGCGAGCGGGUGACAGGCAACACGUGGUCCUCUGUCUGACGCAGGAGAACACUUACCUCACCGAAAAUCCAGAGUUCCAAGGCGACGGAUGCACGGAGAGGAUUCACACGUUCGAUUUUAAGAAGCAAGACGAGCUGACCUUCAACCUCAAGAAGUAUUUGUUUGAGUUCUUGGCGGAGGACGGAAAUGGGAUGUUGCUCCUCCUCUACAGUCUCACUCUCUCCCGCGGCUUCGUCAAGUUACACGACGACCUAUCGGGCGAGGACCAUCCGCUUAUAGAGACCAACGGCACCAUCCACCCGUGCCUUGUGACUCUGAUGCUGACGGGCCGCGCCACUCGCUACCUCCACAACGGCAUCGUCUACGAGGGCACCGAGGACACCAUGGCCAGGCCCAAGACGGGGAUACUGACGAGGAGCGAAAUUGGGCUGAUGGUGUGGACGCGGAACGACGGCGGGGGCGGGCAGGUGGCGGUCGGGUCGCGGCUCAAGACUCCCUCGCUGCCCAUCUGGGUGACGCGAUGCAACGACGCUUACGGGAUACUCUUCAACCCUAACCGAGACCUCAUUAGGGACUACCACGCAGAAAACAGGUUUGAGCUCCACUACUUCUCGUCCACCGUGACCCAGACCACCGCCACCAUCGUCACCAUCGACACGAGGAACCAGGUGGCGGUGGAUGAGUUCAAUUGCUCGCCGCUCGAGAACCUCAUCCACACCAAAUGGCAGGGCGCGGAGAUAUGCUGGAACGGGACGGCGCCUCACGUGUAGCAGCUGUUCUCAUCUCGCCUCAACACCAGAAGAAGCAAUCCAAGACCUGUACCCGAAGAUUUACACCCUCGAGGCAUUAUCCAAAAGUCGCACAAGCUCUCCGUCCCACUCCGUCCCCUUCCUCCUUCACUCCAG
Molecule: messenger RNA, 1725 nt
Organism: Eriocheir sinensis (Chinese mitten crab)
Lineage: Eukaryota; Metazoa; Arthropoda; Malacostraca; Decapoda; Varunidae
Product: inactive ubiquitin carboxyl-terminal hydrolase MINDY-4B-like
Exons: 11
Coding region: 208-1590 (460 amino acids)
Biological process (GO): protein K48-linked deubiquitination
Molecular function (GO): K48-linked deubiquitinase activity; cysteine-type deubiquitinase activity
Source: RefSeq, a predicted model, not a curated record